Dacryopinax primogenitus is the source of this 546-nucleotide messenger RNA. RefSeq lists its product as uncharacterized. Bases 1 to 546 code for a protein of 181 amino acids. The transcript has 4 exons. The record is from RefSeq and is a predicted model, not a curated record. NCBI's taxonomy places the organism in Eukaryota, Fungi, Basidiomycota, Dacrymycetes, Dacrymycetales, Dacrymycetaceae. Gene Ontology annotation, biological process: ubiquitin-dependent protein catabolic process via the multivesicular body sorting pathway; protein targeting to vacuole; protein targeting to membrane. Gene Ontology annotation, cellular component: ESCRT I complex.
AUGAAUACGCCCCUUACUCAAGCAUUUCCAGAGUUAUCACAUCUAUUAGAAGAGGAUGUCAAGGAGGCCAUUGCCGAUCCGGCAUACCUUGCUGCCCUCGUCAACAGCCUGCCUGCCGCGCAUCAGGCAACGAAGGACGUCGUCGACAUAUCAACGCACGAUGAAGAGCUUGCGAGAGCGGGACUGGCGAUGCAGGAUGACCUGAAUCGAUUACGAGCGGAGACGCAGGCUGCGUUUGACCAUGCGCAGGAGCUGAAGCGCCGAUGGGCGGACGUCGACAGAGAACAACGAGAAGUAUAUCAAAGAUACGCGCCCUCCUUUCUCCUCAUGCGCCUACGACACGCAACAACCGAUAUCGACGUAAGCUCCGAACGACUAGCCUCCGAGUUUGUCAAGCCGCCAGAAGUGGAACAUGAUGCCGAUACGUCCCGAGCGGUGGACACAUUCGUGAAGGAAUUUAGGGAGCAGAGAAAGAUGUAUCAUAAGCGACUUAUGUGGGGCGAUAAGUGUGCGGAUGGGAAGGUCGUUUGGAGAGAUGGACGAUGA